UCGACUCGAGUAUACAAUCAAAAGCUAAAGCUAACGCAUACAGAUACAGAGAGAGACACGAACCAAAGCCAAAAGAGUGAAAAAAAUGGCAGCGACGACUCUUCCCAUCGCAACCACAUUCCGCUCCUCCUCUUAUCUCGCUCACUCUUCUCCCCAUGGCUUCCCUUCCCGACCCAACACCAUCCUCAUCAUCCGCUCACCUUCCUCCACACUGACCCACCGCGCAACCCACCUCCGUCCCAUCUCCGCCGUCGAAGCUCCGGAGAAGAUCGAGAAGAUCGGGUCCGAGAUCUCUUCUCUGACCCUCGAAGAAGCCCGUGUCCUCGUGGACUACCUCCAGGACAAGUUCGGUGUGUCGCCGCUCUCUCUAGCUCCCGCUGCUGCAGCUGCGGCUGCUCCGGGAGACGGUGGAGGUGCUGCGGUGGCUGCGGUGGAGGAGCAGACGGAGUUCGACGUGGUGAUUAAUGAAGUGCCGAGCAAUGCGCGUAUCGCGGUGAUUAAAGCGGUUAGGGCUUUGACUAGCUUGGCGCUGAAGGAAGCGAAGGAGCUUAUCGAAGGGUUGCCGAAGAAGUUUAAGGAAGGUGUGACCAAGGACGAAGCUGAGGAAGCUAAGAAGCAGCUUGAAGAAGCUGGCGCCAAGUUUGCGUUUAGCUGGAUCGAACUUUGAAAUCAGGCUUAGGUUAGGUCAGAGAAAGCCUUUGCUUGAUCGUUGGGGACAGGACACACCCAUAAGCAACUUUUGUUUCCACCAGUGGAAAUAGUAGUAACUUCUCAAUGGGCUUCUGUUGUGUUGACUGACUCGAUAAGCUUAACUCGUUCGCACUGGCCUGGGCCAGCCCAUCUUGUUGUUUCA
This is a messenger RNA of Raphanus sativus (radish), 853 nucleotides long. Its product is annotated as 50S ribosomal protein L12-3, chloroplastic. Gene Ontology annotation, molecular function: structural constituent of ribosome. Gene Ontology annotation, cellular component: ribosome. Gene Ontology annotation, biological process: translation. Lineage: Eukaryota; Viridiplantae; Streptophyta; Magnoliopsida; Brassicales; Brassicaceae. The coding region runs from base 86 to 667 and encodes 193 amino acids. The record is from RefSeq and is a predicted model, not a curated record. The transcript has 2 exons.